AGGUGUAAGAACUCCAUAGUAUCUUAUAUUUAACUGCUAACCUGUAAAAUAGCAGCUUGUGUUACAGUGUUGACAUUUACAUUCCUGGGUUAUAGCAGGAAGGUGACGGGAGUCGAGUCGAGUCGAGUCGAGUCGGGGGGGGGUGUUCCAACCUGCGCGCAUGUUUCACUGGGGACGGAUUUAUUUGCUGUACACCGUCAAUGUUUUGAUUGUUACACGAAGUGCGUACGGACUAGAGCAGGCUCGCCAUCGACUGCUUCCAAAAAACCUGUGCGCACAGCAAGCGGCGGCCGGUGAAUGUCUGCCGUGGCUCUGUGUCGCACCUGGCUCUUCACACCCUGCCUGUUCGGGAGACCCGCCAGCUCGCUCGCAUCGCGCCCGGGAAUGGACAGCAUGGGCCCGGGGGUAACUCGCUCGGCUCUGGAGAGCCUGCCGUUUGACAACCAGGCGCUGCAGAGGCUGCCCCUCGACAGCUCCGAGGAGCCCGGCCAGAGGACGGUGCGGGGCGCCUGCUUCUCACGGGUCCGCCCGCAGCCCGUGGCAAACCCCCGCUUCGUGGCCGUGUCCGCUCCGGCGCUCGCCUUGCUUGGGCUGGAUGCGGAGAUGGUGAUGCGGGACCCGCGCGGCCCGGAGUACCUGAGCGGCUCCCGGAUACUGCCAGGCUCAGAGCCUGCUGCUCACUGCUACUGCGGGCACCAGUUCGGGCACUUCGCCGGACAGCUGGGAGACGGGGCGGCGUGUUACCUGGGAGAGGUGCGGGCUCCGGCUCUGCGCCCUCCAGGUGAGCUUGAUCCGAGUCCGUGCGGGCGCUGGGAGAUCCAGCUAAAGGGGGCCGGACUCACGCCGUAUUCCAGGCAGGCGGACGGCAGGAAGGUGCUGCGCUCCAGUAUCCGGGAGUUUCUGUGCAGCGAGGCCAUGUUUCACCUGGGGAUCCCCACAACGCGCGCCGGCUCCUGCGUCACCUCAGACUCCCGCGUGCUGAGAGACGUCUUCUACAGCGGGGAGCCCCGGAGCGAGAGGAGCACUGUGGUACUGCGCAUUGCACCCUCCUUCAUCAGGUUCGGCUCCUUCGAGAUCUUCAAGCCGGAGGAUGAGCUGACGGGCCGGCAGGGCCCCAGUGUGGGUCGGAAUGACAUCCGGAUACAGCUGCUGGAUUACGUCAUCGACACGUUCUACCCUGAGAUCCAGCGGGCCUACACACAGGACCGGGUUGAGAGGAACACAGCCUUCUUCAGAGAGGUGACCCUGCGCACCGCGCGCCUGGUGGCUCAGUGGCAGUGUGUGGGGUUCUGUCACGGGGUGCUGAACACAGACAACAUGAGCAUCCUGGGGCUCACUGUGGACUAUGGGCCCUUCGGCUUCAUGGACAGGUUCGACCCAGACUUUGUGUGCAAUGCGUCGGACAGCGGGGGGCGCUACUCCUACAGCGCUCAGCCGGAGGUGUGCCGCUGGAACCUGGGCAAGCUGGCGGAGGCGCUGGACCCUGAGCUGCCCCCCGAGAGAGCCCAGGCUGUGCUGGAGGAAUUCGAAGCCGAGUUCAACUCACACUACCUCUCCAUCAUGAGGAGGAAACUGGGGCUUCUGAGGAAGGAGCUGCCUGAGGACAAGCAGCUCAUCACACUGCUGCUAAAGACCAUGCACAGCACAGGAGCUGACUUCUCCAACACGUUCCGAGCGCUGAGCCGCGUGUCGAACCCGAGCUGUGCCACGGAGAGUGGGGACAGUGAGGAGAGCGAGGUGGUCCUGCAGCAGUGCGCCUCUCUGGAGGAGCUCAGAGCAGCCCACCGGUCCGGGAUGGACCCCCGAGAGCUCUCCAUGAUCCUCACACUGGCCCAGUCAAACCCGCGCCUCUUCCAGUUCCUUAGCAGCAAGAAGGGUGUGAGCAAGGAGCUAGAGCGCAUUGAGAGACUGAGCGAGCUGCAGGAGGUCACUGAGGUCGAACUCAGAGAGAGGCACUGCACACUCUGGACAGAGUGGCUGCACAAGUACAGGGCUCGUUUGGCUCGGGAGGCAGAGGGCGUGUCUGAUAUUGAGGAUCUGGAGGCAGAGCGAGUAAAGGUGAUGGACAGCACUAACCCCCGGUUCAUCCUGAGGAACUACAUUGCCCAGAAUGCCAUAGAGGCUGCUGAGAGUGGGGACUUCUCAGAGGUGAAUCGUGUUCUCAAGGUGCUGGAAAGCCCCUACAAUGAGCACGCUGGGCUGCAUCUCCCAGGCUUUGUGCACCAGGAUGGGUCUUCAGAUCGGGGCACUUCUGAAGAGGAGGGCAGUGCGGACUCUGCGUCGGCCCCCCGGAGCUGCCUGCCCUACGACAGCAAGCCCCCCGCUUGGGCCAGCGAGCUGGCUGUCACCUGAUCAUCGUAAAAGCCUGUCCGGGGCUCCCCUCCUCCUCUGGAGGGAAGCAGAGACCCAGGCGAGGCGCUGACAGAGGGACAGGCUGCUGCUCUGUGAAACAGGCUGGCCAUCGCGGGCAGUCACAGCUGGAAACCCAACUUUUUAAAGGUAGUUUAUUAUAUAUACGUUCUUCCACAUGGUGUUGUGGGGGUGAACUGUGACAUGGCCACUAGCACCGGGUCACGGCUCUGACUGCCUGGACGGACCCUGCUUUUAAAUGAGGGCACAGACUUCCACUCGAGUGCUGCCGAGCGGUUUGUGCCUGAUGAGGAUGAAGCAGCAGCAGCGUCCCUCUGAGGAAUGUGCUUUAAACGUGUUCAGGGAUGCAAAUAAGACUCCCAUUGCACAGCAGUUUGAUAAGACACACCCGAGAGUGCUACCUGUACACCUUGGCUAGUCAAACUGGCAGUAAAACCUGCAAUCUGUGAUGCUGCUAUGCUACAGGAGUCUUAUUAACAUCACUGGAUUGCAUGAAUGCACAAAUAAAGUAUUUCCAUAGUGUAUAGAUUCAGAAGAGGAUUUCUUGCACAGCUGUUUUGCUGACAGUUAAUUUUUACAGUUUAAGAUUUUUAGCUUUAAAAAAAAAUUCAAGUGUGUUUGUCGCUGUAUGGAACAAUUUAUGAACAGGACAUUUUUCCCAGCAGGAGCUUAAAAACAAACUAAAUAAAAUCUUUAAAACUAAAA
Polyodon spathula (Mississippi paddlefish) is the source of this 3075-nucleotide messenger RNA. RefSeq names its product protein adenylyltransferase SelO-1, mitochondrial-like. NCBI's taxonomy places the organism in Eukaryota, Metazoa, Chordata, Actinopteri, Acipenseriformes, Polyodontidae. The transcript is spliced from 9 exons. The record is from RefSeq and is a predicted model, not a curated record.